UUGUAAUUAAUUUCGUCCGCCCCUACCGACGACGACGACGACGCGUAUCCCUCGCUAAUCGCCGCGAAAUCGCGGAUAGCGAGGAAUUUUCUUUUCAGGGUGAUUCUCAGAGAGUCGCGAGGCCGGACUGUACAUACUUUUGUACGAUUUCAAUUUUCGUCAAACACCUGUUUAUCCGUUAUUUUACCAAUCACCCGGGUGUACCUUGUUUUUUUCUGAUUCUUAAUACGAUGACUGUUGGUCAAUUUCUUCGUGAAACCGAUACGACUUCGCGCGCAUCGGUCGAAAAGGUAGACCGUACGGUGUACUAAGUCGCUUUGGACGAUCGCUGUGACAAAUCACCGUUACCAUUAUAAUUUGUGGUGUUUAACGGCGAGAGCAGACGGUGUGAGGAAAAACAAUUUUUUUAAACAAAUAAUUUAUACGUAAAAUGUAGCCACGUUCAGUUUAUGUACCGGUCUUCUCUUGUAACACAUAGUUUAUGCGUGAGCUGCAAUGUUCAUCAUCGACGCCCGUCGAGGGAUGUAUAAAACGGAAAAGUGCGAGUGCAGGAUAGACGAAAAUUCGAAAGAGUCCGAUUGGAGGUAUACAAUAUAACUCUAGUGAUAAAAGAUGAGUCGUGGAGGUUGAGAAUUUCACCACUUUUUUUUUUUUUUUGUUUUUUAAAGAAAAAUACAAAGUGCCUAAAGUUCGAGAUAGAUAAGUGCCGCGUGGAGUGUUAUGUUAUAAAUCUUCUUAUCUCCCGUGGCUGGUUGCCUUAGUGAAAAUGACGGGCGUUUCGUUGGAUUGAUGAUAAAACGACUAUAUCCACGGAGACGGGACGCGGAGCUUGUUGUGGAUUAGACGUUUCACAUUUCAAAGGGUUGAAAAGGGGACGGAGACACUUUGCGAUCGGCGAAGAAUUCGGAGAUAAAAAUUGGCUGGAGAGGAGUAAAAAUCGUCGCGUGCUGUCCGAUAUUCACCACCUAGUCGCACAUCGCGUACUGGAAAACGGUGCGAAAGCUCGGACUAGAGGAGAGAGGAAGACGAGGGAGAAAGAAUAAUAACAACAAUAAUAAGAAUACGAGAAAAGGAGGAGAGACGUAGAGCGUACCUACGCAGAACGCAGCCAGAGAUACGACGAGAGACUCGCGGUCGGGAUGGCGCAACGGAUGCUGCGCUGAGUCUGGAUCUCUUCUGCCGUUGCCGCUUGAUGCUGCUGCUCGCCGAUGCUGAUGCUGAUGCUGCUGCUGCUGCUGCUGCUGGUGUUGGUCGUCGUCGCAUCGCCGAACCCGCGGCAAGCCGGCGUUCGUCGUUCAGUAGUUUCCCGGACGUCGUACCGGCAUCAUCCGAACUGCUACAGAUUCGAGACACGAGCAGUGCCAACCCGACCACCGGGACACACCGCGACUCGCUCUUAUCGCGCCGAAUGAAAUAAUUCUGAUUGCUUGCGCACGUUGUUUUUCGUUUCUUAGUUUUCUUUAAUUUUUAUUUUUUCGUUUCGGUUUAAUUGUUUUGUCGUCAUCGUAAACUUUUUUAUGUUGCUUUUUUUUUUUGUCACUUACGACAUUCAUCAAAUUUUCGCCUCCUAUACACUCAAGUAUAACGUAUACCGAGAUAAUAUUUUCGCAGAUUUAUAGAUUUAAAUUUUGUCGAUAAUUUUUUACUUGUGGCGGGACGUGCUGCAAUAUAUGAGGUGACAGGGAUCUCAAAAGGCACCGACUUGUUCACCCGAUUUAAUAAUAAUAUUAAUAAUAAUAACUGUGCGAAUACAUAUAAACAAAAGUUUGGUUCAAUUUUUUUUUUUCUUCGAUUUCUUGUUUUAUCGGUGUGUAAAUCAACGUCAUGAAAAUAUCAAGAUUCAAGAGAAGAAAAGUUUGAUGCACGCGUACGAAUGAAGAAAAGAAGAAAAAUGUUCGGACAGUGAAAUUACGUAAUUUCGUUACAAUUUGUUCACACAACUGAUAGAAUAUCGCUCGAAGGUGCAACGUUACUUCGAAGAUUCGUCAAUUAAUAAUUGGAUAACAAUUCCGGAGAUAUCGAUAAAAAUUAAAAUUAAAAGAACAAAUUAACAAAGAUUAUCGUGAUAUUGUACGAUAAAAGGAUAUAAACGAAUAACGAACAAUAAUCCGAGAGUAUAUAUAUAUAUAUAUAUAUAUAUAUACAUAUAAAUAAAUUGAAAAGUAACAAAUGAAUAAAUAAAUACAGUGAACGAAACACGAAUCCGGCACAGUGACAACGAUACUACGCGAGAGAGAAGAAGAGAGGUAGAACAUAGUAGCGAGGAUAAAAAAGGUGGAUCGAGGAUUAAGUGACGGAGGUUAGCGAGACAAAUGCGACCGCGUAAGCCGAUACCCUGGUUCCCAAUAUUCGCGAACAAGCCUUUCUGAAUCGAAUAAUCAGCGGAUCGGUUGCAUCGGGAUCGCGAUCAUCGGCACACUCGGCUGCCCGUUAUCGGCUCGAACGAUGAUGCCCUCGGAGUUCCGGAGGAUCAAUAUUGCCAGGACGAUACUCGAAAGCGACGCGACGUCGUCGUCGACGAUCGUUCCCUAGACCGAUGGCUCGGCUAAAGUAAGCGAAUCGACCGAAGUGAAAAAAUCUUGGAAGCCUAUCUCGCUGACGGAUAAGUAAAAACAACUGUGAAGCAUUACAAGGGAGAGAAAAAGUCCGGCGGCUAUUCGGCCCCGGCGCGGGAGGGCAGAGCAGGCCUCAUCAUCGUCAAUGAGACCGUCAUGCUGGCCUUGACCUACCCGGACGGGUCCAGGGUUCAGCGCUGCGACAACCUCCCCGAAAGACCGGGAUCACCGGGACGCGUUUCGGCCCCGCGCCGCCGCGCGGAAGAGCACCGAUUACUCACCUGGAGUUCGUACAACGCCUCGAGGCGACGUCGCACCUCCACCACCCCCGGGGAUGACGGAGAUCGGAAGGAGAGGCGUGACCCCCGCCUACCCGAGGCCGAGACGACCACCCUACCGUCCGACGAUCACCCCUCGACGACGCCGACGGGGGACCGCGAUCGCGAUUCCACGCGAUCGUCAACCUCAACGAAAUCUAGUCAUCCUGACGAUCCAGCAGCCGCUGAUCCGCGCCGGCUUUCCCCGCCGGUCCGGAACAUCCAGACGAGGCGAUCGUCCUCCUGGUCCGGAGCCGGACCCCGCGCCAAGGAUCCGUGCCUCCUCCAGGUACUCCUGAUCCUCGUGCUACUCGUGAUCGGGUGCAACAGACACUGUGGACCCUUCGGGUCGAAGGUUAAUCGCACCGCUUUUGGCGCCCUUGCGAUCGGCUAUGUAAUCGCUGACGCCGGAUGCGCACCCGUCGACAUACUCACCGACGCCGGUGUCAGGUCGGAGAGGUCGGCUAAUUUGUCACACAUCACCGGAACCUCGCGCAAGAUACGGAUGUACGUCAAGAACCGGUACCUUCAGAUACUUCCGGACGGCACGGUCAACGGAUCCGACGACGACGCGUCCGAUUACACCAUACUUCAGAGGGCGUCGGUCGCCAAGGGACUCCUUAGAAUUCAGGGAGUCGCCACGUGCUUGUUUCUCUGCAUGGACUCCUGCGGCAUUCUCUAUGGAUCGCGCGACUACACGGAGGACUGUGUAUUCAACGAGACCCUGGAGCAUCACAACUACAACACGUACAGCUCGGUGCGUUGGUCGACGGCUCGCAAGACUCUCUACCUCGGUAUGAAGCAGGACGGGCAGCCGCGGAAGGUCCAGACAAAGGGGCACGAUUCGCUGGGUCGUCUUUCGAUGUACGCCAAGGUUCUGACGUCAGCGGUACCGCAGGACCGGGUCGAGGCUUUGCAGUCGCGUUUGCUCGGCGCUCGCCACAGCGUGCGGCAUCAUCAUCGCGGCAGGCAAAAAUCCAUCUGCCCUGUGUCGAACGUCCCUCAGGAACGCGACGGACGGGACAAGUUCCGGUGCCGUAAAAGAAAGAAGCGGAAGAAGCGUCGACGACGUUGUCGGGCCGGCGAGUCGCCCUUGACCGACAAUUGCGACGCCCGGGAACCCGGCGUCGAAACACAGUCGAAACGAUCCUGCGAGGGCGCCGCCGUCGAGGAGGCUUGCAGGCGAGAGGCGCUCGAGGCUCCCUCGAAGAAACGGAAGUCGCGGAUGGGGGAGCAAAUCGGGCCGAAAAAACCGAGGCGCAAAAAGAACGCGGGACCGUCUAUGGGCCCGAAGAGAAACGGCGGGAUUUACGGUAGGCGGAAGCCCGCCUCGAGGACUACCCGGACUCUGGGAUCCUCCCCGGCGAUGACGUCGCCGUUGUCCCGGCUCAGGCUCGCACCCUCGACCGAGUCCUCGGCCGAAAUUCUCCGACCACCGAAACCCGCGGCAGCCUCCCUUUCCGCCGUUUCCGUUGCCGCUACCAGCCUCGCCUCGACCCUGACGCUCACCCUGACCUCCACCACCGCCACAGCCCUCGGAAUAGCCGGCGUCGAUGACGCGAUCAAGUCGGAGGAGAUCGGGGACUCGGAUUAUAUCAAGACCGAGACCCUCGUCGACGGGAACGGGUUCGAGGACGAGGAUGCGGAGGACGAGGAGCGCGAGGAUGACGAGGAGAAACACGGGAGGGGGGACGUUUUUGAAAAAACGGAAUCGGAGAGUACCGAGAGACUGGCGAUGUGAGAUAUUUUCAGACUGCUGCUCCUUGUUCUUUUUUUCACUCUCUCUCUCUCUCUCUCUCUCUCUCUUUUAUUCGAGACUAUUGGAUAAUUAGGUAUACCGUACUGCGAUAUGUCGUUUCUUUCGUCGAUUACCUUUAUUUUCUUUUUUCUUCCUUCUUUCAUUCGAUCGUUUUUUAUAAGAUGGUGAUGUAUCGUUAGGUAUCAUUACUCUAUAUAAUGUAUCUACAUGGUAUUUUUGCAAAUGUCGCCAAAACGUGUUAUACACGUUUUCGUCCUGUAUCCCCAGUGCGAUUUAACUAUAAAUAUAUCGUUGCGCGAUGAUCAUCGAUGCGUAACGUGUGGGUACGUAUUUAUAAUAUCUUUAUAUUGUACGAUAUGAUACUUAUUUUAUAUAUAUAUAUAUAUAUAUAUAUAUAUAUAUAUAUAUAUUUGUGACGAAGCUCUUUAUACCUGGAUCAUCAUGAUAAUAGUAAUAAUUAUACGACGAAUUGUAACGGUCAAGGAAAGAAAGAAGAAGAAAAAAAAAAAAGAUCUUACAAUAAUAAGAAACCAGUGUCGAAACAUGCGGUAAUAAAUUAUAAAAAGCGUAUCAGAUUACGAUUUGAGUAUUGAUAUACGAUCUAUAUUUUUUGUGUUCUUUUUUUUUUCUAUUUUUCUUUUUCUUUUUUUUUUUUUCUAUCCGAUAAACGGCUCUCAAGUCGGUGAGAGAGAGAUGCAAGUGCGCUUCGCAGAGACAAUAAUGCCAAAACGAAUCUAUAGUGAUAUGAUCAUUUUCAUUAUUCAUCCAAGAUUUCAACACUCACAUUUAUUGUAAUACACACUUACACAUAUUAUAUAUUUAACACGAUCGCGCCUACGUUACGGUCUCUUUACAAUUCGUCCGAUCCGUUAUCUUUACCUCUGUAUUAAUGAAAUUGCAGUAUACGCGAGCUGGAAUUUGUUUUUAGCCGCGAAAGUGAUGAUGAAAAAUUGUCGAUGAAAAUGUCGAAGGGGGAAAAUUUUACUCGGUCUAUCGUUGCGUUGUUAUUGUAAUAUGAUUGUUUUCUGAUUUUUGAAACGAUCCUAACGUACGGUGCGUCAUAAUUAAUUAUACAAUGUACAUUUGAAAACGACAAUAUUCACGCAUACGUAUACAUACCUAUUCAUUCGCCAUAAAGUAUGUCUAGUGUAAUAAUAAAUAAUAAUAUUAAUAAUAAUAAUAAUAACAACAACAACAACAACAACAACAACGUUUUAGUAAACGGCUAGAAGAAUAAUUAAUUAAAAAAAAAAACAAAAAAAUAAACGAAUAAAUAACAAGUCGAGAAACAAAUUCUAAUUGCGAAAUAUCGACGAUGUAGCGGUAAGAAUAGAAACAGAAAGAAAAAUGAAGAAAAAAAACAAAAAAAAAAAAAAAAAGAACCACUGCCUAUUUAUUUGUCUGUUUUUUAGUCUGUCUUAUAACGUAAAUAAUACUAUUAUAAUUGUAUAAUGUACGGUUAAACGACGAGUUGAUAUAUACGUGAAUUGUAUAAUCAUCAUCGUGCAUAAAAAAUUGCGGAAACGAAUUCUUCGCUUUUCUGCACACCUACCUAUCUAUAUCAUUAUAUUAUUGUAAUGAUGAAAUUUGUCGAUUAGGAGGAGAAACGAAUAGUUGAGUAAAUCGAUUGAAUAUUUAAUAAAUGAACUAUCAAUUAAAAGAACGAAGUAUUUCCAUUAGUUUCUAGUUUAGGGAUACGUAGUAUGAGAAACGAAACGAUAGAAGAAAAAGAAGAGAAAACAAUUUGGAAAUAAUAAAAAAAUAAAUUAGAAAAAAAAAAAAAAAAACUCAAACCUGUCAUUUCAACAAUCCACGUCGCUUCGGCGAAUUAGGUAUAUCAUACGAAACAGAUCGGGCCUCUUUUCAAACUUGAACAGAUUUUUAUCGUCUUUGUAUCGUAUACUUUUGUGCAGAGGCAAAAAAAGAUGGCCAAACAAGAUUAAAAAAAAAAAAACCAAAAAAUCAACGACUCACACGAAUUACAGAACUUUAUCUCUUGGUAUAAAUAUUGAA
This is a messenger RNA of Neodiprion fabricii, 6644 nucleotides long. RefSeq lists its product as uncharacterized. Gene Ontology annotation, cellular component: cytoplasm. The transcript has 5 exons. The record is from RefSeq and is a predicted model, not a curated record. The coding region runs from base 2712 to 4613 and encodes 633 amino acids. Gene Ontology annotation, biological process: positive regulation of gene expression; animal organ morphogenesis; cell differentiation. Gene Ontology annotation, molecular function: growth factor activity; fibroblast growth factor receptor binding. Lineage: Eukaryota; Metazoa; Arthropoda; Insecta; Hymenoptera; Diprionidae.